AAUUUACUAAUGUUAAUAUUAAUUAACGUAUCACUCUACUGCUGAACAGUCUUCUAAGGCUCAUUACAGGGAUCCAUAACAUAACCUGUGACAUCAUGACCCUUACCUGAUGAAUACACACACACACACACACACACACACACACACACACACACACACACACACACACACACACACACAAAGCAUCCAUACAAAUCUUUAUAUACGAGACAACAGGCUGCUAGAGGAGGUCGCUGUCAGUGGCUCAGCAGGUGAACGACGGCUCUGUCCAUUUACAGAAUCAUUAUUAUUACUACUUGUUGUUUUCAAAGCUUUGGGAUACAGCUGAUAAUGAUGUUACUAUUUAAAUGCAAUGUGUUUCUUUCUUCUUUGUUCUUAAAAAAAAAGUUUCAUAAGGUUUUAAUGUUGUAGACUUUUAUAAAGCUUUCUGACUGUGUUGAUGUUAUGGAUAUUUAAAUGUAGAAUUCGUGAAUCUGAUGCAUAAACAGUGAAACUAGAUAAUUAUUUUAAUGUGAUGUCAGUUUUUUCUGGUCUAAUCAAUUUCUCAUUUUCAUUACAGACUAGAGUGAAUAUUUAUGAGCUGCUGAAUGAAAUUUCAAAGCUUUGUAUUAAAACACUGUGAGCCAUGAACUCCUGACAGUGCGAAUGGGAUUGAGGUUGUAAGUGUGUACAGAUUGUGAGGAGGAGAUGUUGGUGAUGCUCAACUCCACCUCCUCCAGCCCUCUGGACCUGCUGAUGAGUAAUACCAGCUCUGCGCUGACAGGGGGCGCCGUGGCAGUGCCUAAAGACAGCUUCUCUAAUGCUCUCACCAAGAACAUAGUGGCCAUGGCGGUCUGGCUGGCCCUCAGUGUCAUCAACAGCAGCAUGGUGCUUACCUUCCUACGGCACAGACUCUUCUAUGAGAACCCCCGGUACAUCAUGUUCAUCUGCAUGGUGAUCAACGACGCUCUGCAGCUAAGCCUUGUAACAGCUCUCUACGUGGUCAGCUACAUCUUCAGGAAGAUCCACGCCUCUGUCUGCUGCUUUCUGAUCAUGACGGCGGUCCUCACCACCCGCUCCACCCCUCUCAUCCUGGCCGGCAUGGCCGUGGAGCGCUACAUCUCCAUCUGCUUCCCCUUGCACUACAGCCAGAUGUGCACCAUCUCUCGCACCCUCCUCCUCAUCUGUGUCAUCUUCAUCCUCACCCUCACCCCGCCCAUCACCGACCUCCUCAUCACCCUCAUCAACGAGCCUCUAAGUUUCUUCCACACCAACAUUUUUUGCGACCACCCGCUUCUCUUUCGCCACCAGUCCAUCUACUACAAGAACUGUGUGUUUGACGGGGUGUACCUCUCCUUUGUGGCUCUGACGCUGCUCUACACCUACUGUAAGAUCAUGCUGACAGCACAGGCUGCCUCAGCAGGCCUGGCCUCGGUGAAGAGAGCGAGGAACACUGUGCUGCUUCAUGGGGUGCAGCUGCUGCUGUGCAUGCUUGCGUUUGUGGUUCCUUCCCUGCAGGCAGCUCUCAUCUCCCUCUUCCCCAGUCUGAGUCUGGAGAUUCGUUACAUCUUCUUCCUGGUCGUCUACAUCAUCCCCCGUUUCCUGAGCCCAAUGAUCUAUGGUUUUCGGGACGAGCAGUUCAGGAAGUACUGGACCCCGUACCUGGCUUGUCGAAGCCAAAGUAUCGGCAGGGUCAGACCGGCGUUACUGAAAGUGAACCUGUAGGUGAAAUAACCACAACAAGUCCAACUGACUGACUGUUUACUGCAUGUGAGCUCCUGGUUCAGUUCAAUUCAGUAUGAUGUGAUUCGCUCCCAGUUUUUAUAGCUCUGCUGCAUUAAUUUAGUUUGCAUGUAUGGCCUUCUGUACAGUGAGCACAUAACUGAUGCAAAACUUUUAGCACAGUUUACAGAACGUCAGCUUUUGACAAACUUUUCUGCUGAUAUUUAAAAUAAUCUCAAUAAGAUCAAAAGAGCAAAACACACAGAUGGAUGAAUGAAUGAAAAUGUAAAUAUAAGAAGCUCAUGGACUUUGUUACUACUGAAUACUGCUUCAGAAACUGUUUGUUGAGUAUUGUCAAAUUUGUUUAUAAAGCACCUUAAAUAAAGUAUGAUGGGAA
Siniperca chuatsi (mandarin fish) is the source of this 2098-nucleotide messenger RNA. Its product is annotated as odorant receptor 131-2-like. The record is from RefSeq and is a predicted model, not a curated record. NCBI's taxonomy places the organism in Eukaryota, Metazoa, Chordata, Actinopteri, Centrarchiformes, Sinipercidae. The coding region runs from base 688 to 1704 and encodes 338 amino acids. Gene Ontology annotation, cellular component: membrane. Gene Ontology annotation, molecular function: G protein-coupled receptor activity. The transcript is spliced from 6 exons. Gene Ontology annotation, biological process: G protein-coupled receptor signaling pathway.